Messenger RNA from Zerene cesonia (dogface butterfly), 2182 nucleotides. Its product is annotated as zinc finger protein 622. Gene Ontology annotation, biological process: ribosomal large subunit biogenesis. The transcript has 6 exons. Gene Ontology annotation, molecular function: zinc ion binding; nucleic acid binding. The record is from RefSeq and is a predicted model, not a curated record. Gene Ontology annotation, cellular component: preribosome, large subunit precursor. Lineage: Eukaryota; Metazoa; Arthropoda; Insecta; Lepidoptera; Pieridae. The coding region runs from base 182 to 1393 and encodes 403 amino acids.
GUUUUAUAAUGACAUUUCACACUAUAGAUUACAGCUGAAGUGUGGUGCUGUGUUCAAUAAAAUUUUGGAAAUAAAAUUUAUAAUCAUCCAUCCUUGUAACAUCUUUCAAACAGCCUUCACAAUCGAGUGUUCACUUUUCUGUGAUAAUUUUAAUCCGUUAAAACCUUGUAAGAAAACUAUAAUGCCUGACACAUUCACGUGUAUCACUUGCCAGGUGCUAUUCAAGUCUGCUGAUUUACAACGAGAACAUUAUAAACUAGAUUGGCACAGGUACAAUUUGAAGAGAAAAGUCGCAGGUAUUCCUCCAGUGACAUUAGAAGAAUUUGAAUUGCGGGCAAAGGAACAUAGGGAACAAGUUCAAAAUGAGAAUUGCGACGAAUCUGUCUAUUGUAAAUGUUGCUCGAAAUUGUUCAAUACGAAAAAUGCGUAUAAUAAUCACUUGAACAGCAAGAAGCACAAACAAGCUGAACAGAAUUAUGUUCCCAACGAAAAACCAAGUCAAAGAAAGGAAGAGGAGGAGAGUCAAUCUGAUUCAAAUAGUUUCGAAAAAAUUGAAGCCAACAAGUCCCCCUUGCAGCGAGAAAAAUUUGUUGUUGUUAAAGAUGUUGAUGGCUCUGAUUAUGAAGACAUUGAAACAGACUCAGAAAUUGAAGAGCUUGAUUCUGAUGAGUGGGAAGAAUGUAGAAUAAAAGGCAGUGAUUCACUUAUAAAACCCCGUGAUUGUUUGUUUUGUGGCCAUCACAGUAAAAAUAUGGUCAAAAAUCUGAAACACAUGUCAAUUACACAUUCCUUUUUUAUACCAGAUGUUGAAUAUUGCACGGACAUAAAAGGGCUGCUUUUGUAUCUCGGCGAAAAAAUUUCUCAAGGAUUCAUGUGCUUAUGGUGCAAUGAAGCAGGCAGGACAUUUUACUCUAUGGAGGCUGCUCAGGCACAUAUGCUUGAUAAGGGACAUUGUAAAAUGUUACACGAGGGAAUUGCUUUAGCUGAAUAUUCUGAUUAUUAUGACUAUAGUGCAUCUUACCCUGAUCAUGAUGAAGGUGAUGAAGAUAUGGAGGUAGAUGAGCCAACAGAGGAUCCAACCAUGCUAGAUGGUGAAAAUUUCCAACUGGUGUUGCCAUCUGGAGUUGUUAUUGGGCAUAGGUCCUUGUUGAGGUAUUAUAAACAAAAUGUGCCUCAAUCUACCCAAGUAGUGGUGAAAAAGUCUCAACGAAAACUUCACCAUUUGUUGGGUGUUUACCGCGCGUUAGGAUGGGCGCCUAAAGAGCAGGCGGCAGCUGCAAAGAAAGCUCGUGACAUUCAUUUCAUGAAGCGGGUGCAGGCCAAGUGGCAAAUGAAGAUGUCUAUGAAGAAUAACAAGUUCCAAAAACAUUACCGACCUCAAGUCAACUUCUAGAAGAAUCUAGAAAUGUUCCUUGCAUUUUAUCUUAAUAUGUACAUGUCAGGUCAUAGUCGUCAUCCUUAUCAAAGAAAAGGAUUUCUUUAAAGCAAAAAGAUAAUAUAAAAAUCAAAUUAGUAAUAGAGGAAUGUUACGAUAUUAUAACAUUAUUAUUUUUUCGACCAGAUUAUAUCUUAAAGAUUACACAAUUAGUGAUAGAUCUUGCAGAACAUUCUUAUUUCCAGGUUCCUACAAAGUCAUUUGACAAAGGUCUGAAAUAUGAAUUUAUGAACUUUUUUUUUAUUAGUUUUUAUUUCAUUUUUAUAUUAUUUUCAAUUGGAUCAAUAUGUAGAUUUUUAGUUUGUGGAUGAUAAAUAACAACAUUGUAAUUUUAUUGGUUCUUAUGACUGGCGUAAUAUGUUUGUCCUUAAGUAGUUACUCUUGUUAUAAAAUGCUUAAAUAUUCUCUGUGGUGUCCACAGACAUACAAAUUGUGAAUAAUGCCUUGCACAAACAAACCUCAACUUUGAAUUAAAAAAAAAGAAAUUUAAACAUUUGUAAUCGAUGUUUGAUUGUUGACACUUUUUUCCUUAACACUUAGGUCAUAUAAAUUGAAAAUGGAAGGGACAGAACUGAAAACCUCAAUUCAUUUUUGUUAGGGUAUUAAAUUGUCUGCUUCUAUUUCUGUUAAUUUUACAGAUUUCUAUGCAUUUUAUAGUCGCAUGGCAGUAUAACAAGUACACAGAAACAAUGAAUUCCAUAUAUGUACAACGCAAAUUGUAAAUAAGCAAUAAAAAAUACAAUGAAA